Manduca sexta (tobacco hornworm) is the source of this 949-nucleotide messenger RNA. Its product is annotated as gem-associated protein 2. The record is from RefSeq and is a predicted model, not a curated record. Lineage: Eukaryota; Metazoa; Arthropoda; Insecta; Lepidoptera; Sphingidae. Gene Ontology annotation, biological process: spliceosomal complex assembly; spliceosomal snRNP assembly. Gene Ontology annotation, cellular component: SMN complex; spliceosomal complex; nucleus.
AAAAAAUUUAUGUCAAAUAGCAAAGAAUAACUUGAGAAAAUCCAACUUAGGUAAAUAAAGGAGAACUUCAAAAUUAAUUAUUAUUUUAUAUGGAAUCAUGUCAGUGAAGAAAUGUAUUUAUAAAGAUCAUAAAAACGAAGAAUCUGACAAUUUAUCAUCACCAUGUUUUCAAAUUAGUUCUGACGUGCAACUCAAAGAAGUCCCAACGAAUGGUGAGGAGUACCUUCUUAAAGUCAUUCAGGAGCGUAAGAAUAUAUCCACUGUGACAAAAUGCGAUAAAGACUUUUCAAAAUUUGCUAAAAAUCAAUCGUGUUUUGUAAAGGAGUUGCCACAUGCAGAAGCGCCAGAACAGUUCAAACCAACAAUAGAAUGGCAAAAUAUUCAAGUUGCAGACUUUUCAGAUGUCCGCAUGUAUAUAUCACGAUUACUAGCUAAAAAGUCUAUGUGGCCAAACAAACUUGAAAAGGUAGAAAUAUGUGAAAACAGUAUAGUGGGAUGGAAGGACUUCUUUGAAAAAGAGCCAACUUUGUCUUGUGUUCUUGGUUUAAACCACACUCUUUUGGAUGAUGGUUUAGAAGCACUUUCAGUUAUUAUUGAGAAAACAACCCCAGGCGACACAAUAGAUCAUAAAAUAGGACAAUGGAUAUAUGCAUUCUUAGCAUGUACAAGGCAACCACUUCUUUCAGACACCACAAGUAUAUUACGAAAUUUAGCUAGAAAGUGUGCAGAAAUUAGGUCUAGGAUAAAUCCAGAGGAUGAAAACGCAAAAACUGCAGUUGGACCGUUGAAUAUUUUUAUAUGUUUAGUAGGUCGGUACUUUAGACAAUACGAUUUAGCAGAUUAGAACUGAUACACAACAUAUGUAUAAUAUUAUUAUAUCUAUGACUUUGCAAUAAUGUUCCAGUAAUUUUAAACCAAUGUAUUAUUAAAAAAUUACUUCUUACAAAUA